AUGCCGCUGCCUAUCUUCAAUCCCUUCCACUGGGGCUACCACGGUACCAUCGAACAAGUAUCCAAUCCAAAUGGAACCGUCGCUCUCACUCUGAAAGACGAAAAGAAGCCCGUACAAUUUAGCGAUUUUGUUUCUCGAGAGAUUCCCGGCUUGAAAGACAAGGCCAAGUUUGAAGUCAACCCGCUGUUAUUCACCGGCUAUCUCCAAACGCUGUACCUAGGAGGUGCUGACUUCUCGAAGAGUUUCCCCGUGUACUACGGCAGAGAAAUCGUAAAGUUCUCCGAUGGUGGAAUUUGCACCGCUGAUUGGGUCAUGAAAAGCUGGAAAAGUAAAUACGGCGCAGACACUAGCAGCUUCAAAACGGAUGAGCAGGCCACACAUCCUGAGAACUGGCCUCGCCUUCACCCAAGAACGCGCUUCCUCGAGGAAUCGGAGAAGAAAGAUGUGCACAAUAGCGAGAAGCCGCUAGUUGUUGUGUUGCAUGGGCUGGCUGGCGGCUCGCACGAACCUAUUAUUAGAUCUCUUACACAGGAUUUAUCAAAUGCCGGCGAUAGCAAAUUCGAUGUUGUUGUACUAAAUUGCAGAGGGUGCGCGCGCUCCAAAAUCACCACAAGAAAGCUUUUCUAUGCCGUCUUCACCAGUGACAUCCGCGAGUUCAUAGCCAGAGAAAAGGCGCGUCAUCCUUCCAGGAAGAUCUACGCCGUUGGGUUUUCUUUUGGAGCAACUAUGUUGGGCCACUACCUUGGGGAAGAGGGCGAAAAGGCUCCUAUCGAAGCCGCAUCGUUCUUGUGUAACCCCUGGGACUUAUAUCAGUCAGCACUAAAAAUGAACCAAGAUUGGUGGUCUCGAAACCUCUUUUCGAAGAACAUUGCUCAAUUCUUAAUCAGGUUAGUGAAAGUCAACAUUAAAGAGCUAGAAUUUAAAGAAGGCGACGUGAUGCCUGCAGAACCUGCAAGUUUAGAGCACCCAUCUUUUUGCGUCUUCACAAGCAAAAACUUGCGCAAAGCCCGCGAAUUUGGGUCCACUGCCGAAUUCGACAACCUUUUCACUGCUCCAUGUUUGGGGUUUGACAACGCUAUGGACUACUACAAGGCGUGUGGGUCUAUUCACCAACUGCCUAAUAUAAAGGUUCCCUCGCUGAUCAUCAACUCUAAAGAUGACCCAGUGGUUGGCGAAGAUUCCAUUCCUUACAAAUGCGCAAAAGAAAGCGACAAUCUUGUUCUUUGUGUUUCAGAUCUAGGUGGUCAUUUAGCAUUCCUUGAUAAGAAGUACAACUCUUGGGCCACUUCAAAAAUUGCAGCCUUUUUCGAUAAAUUUGAAGAACUUGUCCAGUAA
Messenger RNA from Lachancea thermotolerans CBS 6340, 1335 nucleotides. RefSeq names its product YheT family hydrolase. Gene Ontology annotation, molecular function: acetylesterase activity; monoacylglycerol lipase activity. Lineage: Eukaryota; Fungi; Ascomycota; Saccharomycetes; Saccharomycetales; Saccharomycetaceae. Gene Ontology annotation, biological process: medium-chain fatty acid biosynthetic process; medium-chain fatty acid catabolic process. The coding region runs from base 1 to 1335 and encodes 444 amino acids. The record is from RefSeq and is a predicted model, not a curated record. The transcript has a single exon.